AUGAGAUCUAAGGUAAAUGAUAUAUAUGCUGGUGUUACUAGUGCUGAGUUUGACGUAAUUUGUAUAACUGAGACUUGGCUUGACCCGUCCAUUAAUAAUUGUGAGUGUUUUCCGGCCAAUUAUAAUGUUUUUCGUGCUGACAGGGAUUUUCAGAGGACUGGGCGUAAGAGAGGCGGGGGAGUACUUCUGGCUGUUAAUAAUAUAUUUAAGGUUAAAAGUCUGGAUUUGUCUGAAUUUGAUAAGUAUUGUUUAAUAGAUAUCGUUGGUUGCAAGUUAAGUAAUCAAGGUGAUCAUGUUUACAUUUUUGUGGUCUAUGUUCCCCCAGCUAUUCCUAUAGAAGAUUUUGAGUCAUUUUUUGAAACAUUUGGUAAUUUUUCUCUGGAGUAUACGAACGUAGUUUUAAUUGGGGAUUUUAAUGCAGUUAGUUUUUGCAGUAAUGCCAUAGAUAGGAAAUCCAAUGGACUUCUUCAAAUGUCUGCGUUAUUGAACUUGACGCAAUUUAAUAGUGUACCUAAUAGUGACGAACAUUUUCUUGAUUUAAUUUUUACUAGCUUAGGGGAGUGUGCUGUAGCACAUGAUACUUGUCCUCUGGUGGCGGAAGAUAGAUAUCAUCCUGCACUAAAUAUUAAUAUUGGUCUGAAACAUCAAUCUUAUGUUAAUUUUCCAAUAAGUUCGGAGUCAAAAAUUUACAAUUUUAAGAGAGCGAAUUUUUCCUUAUUGUAUAUUGAUAUGUUAAAUCUUAAUUGGAAUUCACUAUAUCAGAUUAGGGAAGCUAAUGAUGCAUGCGGAUAUUUCUACGAGCAGUUGUAUUCCAUAUUAGAUAGACAUGUUCCGUUGGUGAAGAGUAAAAAAUAUAAGUAUCCAAAUUGGUAUUCUGAAGAACUUAGAGGAAUGCUCAAACUAAAACGAAAAUUAUUUAGGAAGUACAAACGCAGUCAUUGUGACAGUUGGUAUCAUGAAUUUUCUUCUGUUCGUAGAACGGUUAAAACUCUCAUUUGCAGAGACUUCAAAGAUUAUAUCAACAGAGUGCAAAGUUCUCUUCUGUCAGAUCCAAAAUUUUUUUGGUCCUUUGUAAAGGAGAAGAAAGGUCGUACGUCUAUACCUAACAAAGUGUACUUAGAUGAUUGCUGUUAUGAUCAACCGAAGGAUAUUGUUGAUGCGUUUGCGAAACUAUUUUGUUCUUCAUUUAAUUCGACUGCUGAUGACCUAGCACCUCUUGGCAUGAAUUACAUUAACAAAAUUAAGAAUCUAUGUUUUAGUAUUCAAAUUACUGAGGAUAAUGUUCAUCAAGCGAUUAAUAAGCUGAAAAAUAGCUCUGUUUCUGGAGUUGAUCAGAUACCCUCUUUUUUUAUAAAGGACUGUUCAACUACACUCUUGAAACCAUUGUGUUAUCUGUUCAAUCUCUGUGUUAAAAAUGCCAGCUUUCCUGAUAUAUGGAAGGAUGCCAGAGUAACUCCAGUUUUCAAAUCUGGUGAUUUUGCGGAUGUUCGAAACUAUCGUCCUGUGUCCAUUUUAUCAUGGUUUUACUGCUGGAAGAUCAACACUAACCAACCUAACGUGCAUGUCUCAGGCUAUUGCUGA
This is a messenger RNA of Zophobas morio, 1581 nucleotides long. RefSeq lists its product as uncharacterized. The transcript has 2 exons. Gene Ontology annotation, molecular function: catalytic activity. The coding region runs from base 1 to 1581 and encodes 526 amino acids. NCBI's taxonomy places the organism in Eukaryota, Metazoa, Arthropoda, Insecta, Coleoptera, Tenebrionidae. The record is from RefSeq and is a predicted model, not a curated record.